UGUAACCAUAACAUUGUGGAUAAUAAUCUGUUGGAGUGUGAACACUCUGAAAGAUUCUAAAUCAUCCAAUUUUAUGUGAAGAAAUAUGUAGAAAAAACAAACAAUGGAUGAGUUAUAGGUUUGGUUAAGACUUGAAAAGUCAUUGAUCACGGCUUUUGUCCAUUAUUCCGUGUUUAAAGUAAUUUACAUUCUCUUUUAAGAUCUCUCAGUCCAAAGACAAUGCAAACAAUAAUAAUUUCUCCACUUGUUUCUCAUCGUCUCUGUCUUGCUCGUGCUGUUCCUUGCAACCGUCUUCUCAACAACCACCACCGUGCUCCUCCUUCGAUCCGCCUCUCAAACCACCGUUCAACCACCUCACUCCGCCUCUUCUCCUCCGCCGGUAGACCCCACCACCUUCUAUUUCCCUUUUAAACUUUUUGUUUCCUUUUGAAAAAGAUAUUUUGCUUGCGUGGGGCAAUUCCGUCAAAGCGUUACCAUUCGGGAUAAAUUGGUCAUUUUUUCAUCACUGUGUCUCUCUAUUGAGUCUUUAGGGUCUCUCUGUGUUUGCAAAUCUGACGCCGAGUAUUUUGCUAAAGCAGCAGCCAGUCGGGACAGUGAAAUGGCGACUGAAGAUGUGCAAGAUCCCAGAAUCGCUAAGAUUGCCUCUUCCAUUAGAGUCAUCCCCGACUUCCCUAAACCAGGAAUCAUGUUUCAGGACAUAACGACGCUUCUUCUCGACACUGAGGCCUUUAAGGAUACUAUUGCUUUGUUUGUUGAUAGAUACAAAGAUAAAGGCAUAUCUGUUGUUGCAGGUGUUGAAGCUAGAGGUUUCAUUUUUGGCCCUCCUAUUGCGUUGGCUAUUGGUGCCAAAUUUGUUCCCAUGAGGAAGCCCAAGAAGCUACCUGGGAAGGUUAUUUCGGAGGAGUAUUCGUUGGAGUAUGGAACAGAUACGAUUGAGAUGCACGUAGGUGCAGUAGAGCCUGGUGAGCGUGCUAUUAUUAUUGAUGACCUCAUUGCCACGGGUGGGACUCUCGCUGCUGCAAUCCGACUACUUGAACGAGUAGGAGUGAAGAUUGUUGAAUGUGCUUGCGUAAUUGAGUUACCAGAGCUUAAGGGAAAGGAGAAACUAGGAGAGACGUCGCUAUUUGUUCUUGUAAAGUCGGCUGCUUAACAAGAAACUGGAAGAGAAGGUUAUUGGAUCGAGUGUUGAUGCUAUUUUUCAUGUAUGGUGAGACAUUUUGCGUGGGAUUUGAUCCUUGUUGUUUCAACUUAUCAUAAUUGGUUCAGACUAGAAAAUGGCAUUUGAAUGUCAGGAUUCGAUUGCAGUUUCCUAUUGUUCCACUUAAAAUCCCCGAUUAAUAAGGUGUUAUGGGUUUUAUUUAUAGAAUCAAGUUGUAAUAGUAGACUCCAACAGGGGCUAAAGUCUUGGUAACGCAAUUCUUCUUUUAAGUUUCGCAGCACCUUGCUCGUUACUUCUC
Molecule: messenger RNA, 1457 nt
Organism: Arabidopsis thaliana (thale cress)
Lineage: Eukaryota; Viridiplantae; Streptophyta; Magnoliopsida; Brassicales; Brassicaceae
Gene: APT1
Product: adenine phosphoribosyl transferase 1
Exons: 6
Coding region: 599-1150 (183 amino acids)
Biological process (GO): AMP salvage; adenine salvage
Cellular component (GO): cytoplasm; chloroplast
Molecular function (GO): adenine phosphoribosyltransferase activity
Source: RefSeq, marked reviewed